Aegilops tauschii subsp. strangulata is the source of this 1632-nucleotide messenger RNA. RefSeq lists its product as uncharacterized. Lineage: Eukaryota; Viridiplantae; Streptophyta; Magnoliopsida; Poales; Poaceae. The record is from RefSeq and is a predicted model, not a curated record.
AUGUCGAGCGAUGGCGAACCAACCGUCGCCGUGAAGCUGUUCAUCGACAAGGAGAAGAAAAAGGUGCUGUUUGCGGAAUCCAACAAGGACUUCGUCGACGUCCUCUUCAGCUUCCUCACCCUGCCUCUUGGCACCAUCGUCCGUCUCUUCGACAAGCAGUCGCAGGUAGGAUGCCUCGACGAGCUGUACAAGAGCGUGGAGGUCCUCGGCCCGGACCACUUCCAGACCAAGGCGUGCAAGGCCAUGCUUCUAAGCCCCCUCAAUGCUGCAGCAAUCCGUUGCAAUCGGCUUAAAGUGAAAGUUGUCGACAAAAACCUAAUGUAUCGCUGCAAAAAUACUAGCUGCGGACAUUCAACAUUCAGCUCUGUCCCUGAUGCUAUUUGCAGUUGUGGACAUGUUUUCAUCGUAACGGAUGAUCUCCAAGUUGCUCCUGCCUCCACAAGAGUAAUGUUUUCCCUGAUUGAAAAAUACGGUAUACCGGAAAAAGUGAACAUUCAGGAGAAGGUGCUCCAGCUCAAUUCUGCCAAGAUGAUUGGUUUAUUCAGGAGAGCGCUGCUGACGAAGCAAGUCUUAACCGGACUUUAUUUUGAUGUUGCUAUCCCGCCAAAUGCUGCAGACAUGUGUGUGCUCCCUGACAAUAUGUUUGCAAAACAGGCACUUGAGACCGAUCCCAAAUUCAAAGCCAUCAAGAUAAGGCUUGUUCAUGCAAAGGAUGAUUCAGUGCUGUAUGCUGAAGUUGGGCAAGAUUUCGUUGAUAUAGUCUUUGGAAUCCUCACCACUCCACUUGGAACCAUGCUCAAGACUUUCACCGAGUUACCUCGGAUCGGAUGUAUUGGUAGUAUCUACAAGAGUGUAGUUGCAAGUGUGAAACAGGAAUGUCAAGGCUUACUCCUGUCCCCAAAUCUAGCCCCCUUCUUUGGGUGCAGUAGUAAUGUGCUGCAAGUAGAAGAAUUAGUUCGUCGAUGCCUUUGGAUUGGAUCCACUUGCUGUAUUGAGCUAAACCCCAAAUCCACUAGUGAUAGAGCCUAUAUCAAGGGUGGGCCCAUGAACUUCAUGGUGACCGACGACCUCCAGGUCCGCCCAUUCUGCUUGAUCAACACCCUCGAGUUCCUGCGCGCAUCCAAGAUUCCCAAGGACAAGCUUGUGGAGAAAGAACUCACGCUCAACAAAACCCAGGUUAUGAAGCUUGUGGGACCUGCAUUUGGGACGAGCAAAGCACUCAGCAGCGUGCUCAUGCCUUGUAAGAAGUAGCGGGCGUUACCUCAGGCGGCCGGGCCAUGGCAUCCACUGGUCGAUGUUAAGCCCGGAGAUGCAGAAAUAUUGCUAGAAGUUUCCUUUCUCGAUGUUUUACUUUUGUUUGUUGCAAACUGAUUCUUUAGUUUGCUGCCAUCCAUUGAGCAUCAUGUUGGAGGCGAAAAUGUCCUACUCAUCGAGCUUGAAAUGAAUUUAAAUAUUUAAUCAUCCUUUCUAUAUCAGACUGCGUGUAGAUCAACGAACAAGCUAGUCAGCAACAAGGGGCAAGAGAAACCAAAUUGGUUGCAGCAGCUUGAAACUGAAGCAAUCACAGGCCAAAACAAGUGCAGCUGUCUGUUAGCUUGGUUACAGUUCGGAAUAAAUCAUUAUAAUUACUCA